Molecule: messenger RNA, 1508 nt
Organism: Dermacentor andersoni
Lineage: Eukaryota; Metazoa; Arthropoda; Arachnida; Ixodida; Ixodidae
Gene: Alg3
Product: Alg3, alpha-1,3- mannosyltransferase
Cellular component (GO): endoplasmic reticulum
Molecular function (GO): dol-P-Man:Man(5)GlcNAc(2)-PP-Dol alpha-1,3-mannosyltransferase activity
Source: RefSeq, a predicted model, not a curated record
CGGGCAUCUAGUAAAGGAGGCAUUGGCCACAUAUGGCGCUUCGCGCGAAUGUCGCAUGGUUUUGCCAGUUGAGCAGUUUCGAUGUUCUGUGAACUAAAACAGCGCCGUCGUCAACGCUGACCCCAGUGCACCUGUACCAGCUGAUCUUGCUGCAGCCAGAACCGCGGAUAGGAAUGGCACCACCCCGUAGUGUUGGAAAGAGAAACCAACAUCACCGGAAGAAUUUCGUUCUUUCUAGGCACCUGCGAGCCACGUACAACUGCAUCAUGAACGAUUUGCGCAAUUUCAGCAUGUGCCAGUUCGUAAACGAUCCGGGAAUUGUCUACUUAGUUUUGCCGUUUCUCUUAAUCAUCGAAUUUGUUGUGAACGUGACAGUUAUCAGCAAGGUACCUUAUACUGAAAUUGACUGGAAAGCCUAUAUGCAAGAGGUGGAAGGAGUGCUAAACGGCACUUACGACUACGCUCAUCUUAAGGGGGACACUGGACCACUUGUGUACCCUGCAGGCUUUGUAUACAUCUUCAUGGCCCUGUACUACAUCACUGACCACGGGACAAACAUUCCUCUAGCCCAGUACCUGUAUGCAGCCCUCUACCUCUUCACCUUAUGCCUGGUGUUCAGCUUGUACAACAAGACUUGCAAGGUGCCUCCGUAUGUACUGGUCCUCAUGUGCGCCACUUCAUACCGCAUUCACUCCAUCUACGUGCUACGGCUGUUCAAUGACCCCGUUGCUAUGGCCCUGCUGUAUGCCUCCCUUAGCUUCCUCAUCAGGCGGCGCUGGGUGCUGGGCUGCAUCCUGUUCAGCCUGGCUGUCUCGGUGAAGAUGAACGUCCUGCUGUUUGCACCGGCAUUGUUUUUUGUCCUGCUGUCUACUCAAGGCCUUGUCAAAACAUGCCUGCUGAUUUUUCUGUGUGGCCUCAUUCAGCUGGUCCUAGCUCUGCCAUUCCUGCUAGCCAACCCUGUCUCGUACAUGACGGGGGCAUUCAACUUGGGUCGAGUGUUUCUCUACAAGUGGACGGUUAACUGGAGGUUCCUGCCAGAAGAGCUUUUUGUGGACCACAUGUUUCACCUGGCACUCCUGGCUCUUCACCUUGUUGUCAUUCUUUGCUUUCUGCCAAAGUGGAUCAGGUACCUCAGGCUCACUGAAUGGACGACGAACAAGGGAAAAGUGCUGGUUAUGUUUCCAGAUCAAAUACUGCUGCCAUUGUUUACCUGCAACUUCAUAGGAAUGGCCUUCAGUCGGUCACUGCAUUACCAGUUCUAUGUCUGGUACUACCACACUGUUCCGUACCUCUUGUGGUCAACAAGACUCUCAGGCAUGACACGCCUUACACUGUGGGGCAUGUUGGAGCUUGCCUGGAACACAUUUCCUUCCACGAGCUGGAGCAGUGGCCUGCUCCACUUGUCGCACUUUGUUCUUCUAGUCAGUCUCUGGAAGGACUGGCCGACAGAGCCGUCUGUGCCGCCGUCAGUAUCCAAGAAUAAAUAAAUGUUAUGACUGCCCCUUUCA